Nicotiana tabacum (common tobacco) is the source of this 732-nucleotide messenger RNA. RefSeq lists its product as uncharacterized. The record is from RefSeq and is a predicted model, not a curated record. NCBI's taxonomy places the organism in Eukaryota, Viridiplantae, Streptophyta, Magnoliopsida, Solanales, Solanaceae.
AUGGCUGUUGAUGAUCAAACUCUUUCACCUGGAGUAGUGGACGACACUGCAUCCAGUGUUCAAACCCCACCUCAGAUCACUCUCACUCAUGACUCUUCACAUCCAUUUUACCUUCAUCCCUUUGAUUCCCCGGGGAUGAUUCUUGUCAAUUCUAUUUUUGAUGGAAGGAGCUAUGGAGGAUGGCGCGGGGCUGUUCUCAUAGCUCUAUCAGCUAAGAACAAAUUGGGGUUCAUAGAUGGAACCAUAUCAGUCCCUGUGGCAUCUGCAGCUUCCCUCAAACUUUGGAGUCGUUGUAAUGACAUGGUGAUAUCAUGGCUUCUCAACUCACUUUCCAAGGAAAUUGCUGAAAGUGUCCUCUACUCCAAAACAACAAGAGAGAUUUGGAAGGAGCUUGAGGACAGAUUUGGGCAAAGCAAUGGAGCUUUGCUUUAUCAGCUGCAAAAGGAGCUCAAUGACACAGUUCAAGGAUGUUCAGACAUAGCUGGUUAUAAUACAAAAGUGAAAAGAAUCUGGGAUGAGCUUGACAGCUUAGAUACUUGUGUUCACUGUAGUUGUGAUUGCUCUUGUGGAGGGAAGAGUAGAUCUCUGAAAUCUCAUCAAGAUGGCAGACUCAUCCAGUUCCUCAUGGGGCUGAAUGAGGCCUACUCAGGUGUAAAAAGCAAUAUUCUGAUGGCUUCACCUCCGCGCAGCAUCAAUCAUGCUUACUCCCUAUUAAUUCAAGAUGAAAAAUAA